AUGGCCUCGGAAAUCAAAAGCCAGGGUGUUGAAGUGCCAGCGGAAAUUCCAGCGUGGCAGAAGACAGUCCCAACUAUACACCAUCUGGAGCACUCACAAUCACUGCGUGUGGUAUGGGCCCUCCAGGAGCUACACAACGCCAAAGGGCUGAAGUUUCACAUCAAGAACUAUCCGCGUGUGCAGCCCAAGAACUUAGAUCUAGCAAAGGUCUCACCGAUGGGGAAGGCGCCCAUUCUCACCGUCGAGACUUUGGACGGAAAGCCUCUACCUGACCUGCAAAUACGUGACGGUGUGAUCAUGGAGUCCAAGCUCAUCCUCAACUGGAUUUCACAGAGCUAUGGGGGCGAGCUCUGGGAACAGGAGGACGAUACGGACAAGCGGCGCAAUAUGUACUUCCAAGAGUUCGCCAGUGCAUCCUUGAGUGAACGUGUCCUCUUCGCCAUGAUCUUUGAGAUUAUUGCGCAAGUGAUGCCAUUUCCGCUACGACAGAUUCUGGGCUUGCUCCUCAACCCUUUGGCCAAGGUUUUAAAAGGUCAUCUCCCAGACUACUUCGACUUCAUGGAAGGGGAGCUUAGCGACGAACGACCUUGGUUUGCAGGCACUAAAAUGGGAGUAGCGGACUUCUGUAUGGAAUAUAUCAUGACCAUUGCGAUUGAUCGAAGAUAUCUCGAUGAGGAGACGUACCCUAAGAUCAAGAAAUGGCACGAUGCCAUCAGAGCGAGACCCGCGUACCAAGAAGCCAUCAAGAAGGGUGGCGGGCCCAAGCAUUAUGAUAUGAUCAAGUUUGGCAAAUAG
Molecule: messenger RNA, 795 nt
Organism: Neoarthrinium moseri
Lineage: Eukaryota; Fungi; Ascomycota; Sordariomycetes; Amphisphaeriales; Apiosporaceae
Exons: 1
Coding region: 1-795 (264 amino acids)
Source: RefSeq, a predicted model, not a curated record